Messenger RNA from Cynocephalus volans (Philippine flying lemur), 2962 nucleotides. RefSeq names its product lin-52 DREAM MuvB core complex component (gene LIN52). Gene Ontology annotation, cellular component: DRM complex. Gene Ontology annotation, biological process: regulation of DNA-templated transcription. The coding region runs from base 1 to 351 and encodes 116 amino acids. NCBI's taxonomy places the organism in Eukaryota, Metazoa, Chordata, Mammalia, Dermoptera, Cynocephalidae. The transcript is spliced from 6 exons. The record is from RefSeq and is a predicted model, not a curated record.
AUGGGUUGGAAGAUGGCGUCUCCCACAGAUGGGACAGAUCUGGAAGCAUCUUUGUUAAGUUUUGAAAAACUUGACCGUGCCUCACCUGAUCUUUGGCCAGAACAAUUACCAGGUGUUGCUGAAUUUGCAGCUUCCUUCAAAAGUCCUAUUACUAGCUCUCCACCCAAAUGGAUGGCUGAAAUAGAACGUGAUGACAUCGACAUGUUGAAAGAACUGGGGAGCCUCACCACGGCUAAUUUGAUGGAGAAGGUACGAGGCUUACAGAACCUGGCCUAUCAGCUGGGGCUGGAUGAGUCCAGAGAGAUGACACGAGGGAAGUUCCUCAACAUUCUAGAGAAGCCUAAGAAGUAGCAGCUGCCAUGGACAGGAUGUCCUAAGAAUUGUAAGCAAGCUCCCUUCCCAGUGCAGCUCUGACGCUCACCUCACUGCUUCCUUGGGAGGGGCUGGAGGUUGUACCUCCAGGACUGCCCCUCUCCCCUGCUCCUGGUACUCAGCGCCUCUGAGGACAUUUGGCGGCAAGAAUCUGCUCUACCCAAGGAUCAUUGUGGUUAUUCAGUCAGCUUCCAAAUUUGACUUUCUUAAUCUCGGAUAUUGGUAACACCAGAGGGCAUAUCAUUCUUAAAGAUUAAAGUCCUGCUUGCUCAUUUCCGGAAGUUGUUCAGGAGCCCCAGGAUUUUACAAUUGAUUUGAUUCAGUGAUGGCAAAGUCAGUUGUGACACGUUGAUUGGAUGGGUUCUUUUGAGUUGUACUUGAUCUCUUAGGAUGUAUUUAUGAUGCGAAGAGAGCAGAUACCAACCUGAAUCAGCCAGACCAUGUAGCCUGACCUGUGAACUCUCCAGUGAAUACUGGGUUCCAAGCAUCCUCAGCUGGAGAAACCGGAUUCUUCUUGAAAUGUUCACCUGCUUUUUAAAUUCUAUACCUCUCAUGAUAGUCCCAUCCCCCAAUGCCUUCCAUUCUCCUCCUAGCCCCACCUUGCAGUUCUGACUCCAGGCAAGGGGAUCCCUGAGUAGUGAGUCCCCUCCUAGAAGUGGCUUGUAUAGUGAAAGGCCUAUGUAAGGUUGUGUCGGGUUUUAGACCUCAAGACUAAUAUGAAGGUCACAGAAAGGACUUCUGAUUUCUAGUUAAUCUGUUACAGAUUCAAGGGAGAAAGUCAAUAUGGCCUUAAUGAUAAGAGAAGGGAUGGUUUAUAGGAAUUUGGUUGAAAACUAGAAGCCCAAUUGCCCUUAAAGGAAUGUUCUGUGGGAUGGUGGCAAUGUUUUGUCCCCCUUGUUCCAUUCACAACACAUAUCAGAUACUUCACCUAUAUGACAGAAACACACACAUGCACGCACACACACAAAAGAGAAUUUCCUGACUUAAAUGCAGCUCUUAGGGAGUUCUUCACCAGUUAUAUGUCUGUGUAUUAAAACCUGAAAAUCCAACCCUUGGAUAAAAUCGAUUACACAUGUUCUCCAUAUUAUAAGCCAGCCCCUGGCAUCUGCUGUUUCAGAAGUAAAUAGAAUUUCCUAAACUUUACAAAAAGAACAUCCCUGUGAAAACAGUUUGAUGGUGUUUGGACACAAGAAAAGUUGUAGUCAAGUUUUUGGUCUUGAGUAUCUGGGCAAGGGUACAACACUUUUCAGUUUAACAGCUGGUCCAUUAACCAUCUUUUGACAUUUGUGCCUUGUUUCUCAUGCUAGAAGCAAUGUUGGAUUUUUCUCAUUUGUGCCAUUUGACCAUCCAUACAAUUUUACUUAUUGAAAGGGAAAAAAUUGAACACAAGACACAAAAGAUGAUUAUGAGAAGUAAAACAUAGGUUGUAGAGGCUUUGAUUUUAAGUUAACCUUAUUAUUGACAUUUAUCUCACUAAAUGCGGUUCAAGUGUGUGUGUGGCCAAAAAAUAGUGCCAUAAUGUCAAAUUCUUCCCUGCUCUGUUUUGAGAGUUGAUGAUGUCGGGCACUUUCACAUGGAUAAAUUGAGAAAUAUUUGGAGAAUAUUGAGAUACCUCCCCGAGAUCAACUCAAGACUUUAACUGGUAGUUGGUUUUCUGGUCUGCUUUGACCUCUUUCUUUUACUGUCAUCUUAUUCACCAGCACUUAAUGUAAGUAGAUGUUUUAGAAUUCUGAUAUUUAUUGGGUUUGUAUUUGUCAUCCUUAGAAAUGUUAAUGAUGUAUUUUUAUAUGGAUAAUAUAAAUUUAUGUGCAAUGUCUAUGUGUAUGUAUUUCAGGAUGUUAGAGGAUUGUACUUUGUAUAUGUUGGUUUCUGUGUCUUUGUAAUAAAUAUGUCCCUUCUGUAGGAGGGUACGUUUUUCCCAAGGUGCAUAUUUAAGGCGUAGGCCUCAUCAGAAAGUACGAUUGUAAACACACAUAACCCACUGUCUUCCUCUGUAAUAUCUUAGUGGAUGAUUUAUGGGCUUUAGAGUCAUCUCCUUGGUCUCCCCGAGCUGCCAGUCUGUCCUAGCAGCCAUUCUGCUCAUUACUGUUCAACUCCCUCAAGUAGUAUUUAGAAACUUUUAACACCUCCCAUGUCUGCUAAUAAAGUCUAGAUCUCUCAUCCUGGCAUUUUAAGACCUCCUACAUGUGAUCUUAAUCAGCCCUCCAGUUUGGUUUCCUUUCUCUCCCAUAUAUGAAGUCUGUGUUCCAGUUACUCAGAACAAUUCCCAGUUCCCCACUUGAGUGCCUUUGCUCAUGCCAUUGAGUUGCUACAAAGUCUGGCAUCCCUCUUGCACCUAUCAAAUGUAUUCUUCCAGUAAACCCUUUAUGACCCAGCUGGAAACGAUCCUUUGCCCUGCAUUCCUACAACGUUUAUGUAUAUUAUCCCAGUGAUUCUUACCAUACCCCUCCUUGUAUUUAAGUGACCUGAGUACAUAUCUUAUUGCCCUACUCAAUUAUAAGCUUCUCAGGGUUAUGGCUUGCUCCUAUACAUCUAGUUCUUCAGUGUCUUCUUUGAACUCGGAGUGCAAAACCUGUUUGCAGACUUCCAG